CGAGACAACGCAGGAAUUGAAUAAUGGCAAGCGGAAAUGGUUAACCUGCAACCAAAAUGGCCCUAUAAAUACGCGUACGCUGAUCGUUGAUCAUGUCCUGAGACUCAACUUCAGGCAGGUGUUUGGCUAUGGCGGCAGCAGCAGCAGCAUUCGGCAAUAUAAGCUACGCCUAUGGGAUCAAGAAAAUCAGUCGAGAAUACUCUGUCAAGGGACUCCACCCUGAGAGGAAGUAUAAACUGUUGUCUGCUUCACAUGCCGAGCAAAGGCCAUUCAGCGGCUGCCAUUGGACUCAAAGAUGUUACGGCAAGGCGAGCAAACUUAUGUUAAGGUCUAAGCUGGAAAAUGCGUAUAACGGAAAUUUAGUGGAGUGCAGUCCGGUGCAGGCCGUCGCUGCCGUGGAAAAGGAAGCGAAAGCGGAAGAAGGAGGAGAAAUAUCACGAGCAACAUUAAUAUGGAGAGCAUUCAAAUUGCCAAUGUACACUGUUGCUUUCAUUCCUGUGACAGUAGGAAGCGCAGUUGCUUACUGGCAAACAGGACUGUUUUCUGUUGGUCGCUAUUUCGCGCUCUUGGCAUCUUAUAUACUUGUCAUUGCUUGGGUUAACUUAAGCAACGAUGUUUAUGAUUUUGAUACAGGAGCGGACAAGAACAAAAAGGAGUCUAUGGUCAAUCUAUUUGGCAGUCGGACAGCCAUCAAUAUUAUUGCCUGGUUGCUGCUUGUGUUGGGGGUCAUUGGCCUUUCAUUGGUAGCAGUGAAGGCUGGAAAUCCACGUUCGAUGAUGUUUUUAGCUGCUGCAAUGUUUGGCUUCUACCUUUACCAGUGUCCACCUUUUCGUUUGAGCUACCAUGGAGUGGGCGAACCCUUACUCUUUAUCUCAUUCGGCCCAUUUUCGACCAUUCCGUUUUAUUUGCUUCACAGUGUAAAGAGGGAGUUACCUAUAUCUAGCACGGUGAUUUGGGCGUCAGUUCUUGUUGGUUUGACUACAUCUUUAAUCCUCUUCUGCAGUCAUUUUCACCAGAUAGAGGAUGAUAAGGCUGUUGGGAAAAUGUCCCCAUUGGUCAGGCUUGGUACUGAAAAAGGCUCGCUAGUAGUGAAAUGGUCUAUUAUUGGGCUGUACUCACUUCUAUUGGCUUUAGGAUUUACGCAAACUCUUCCUUUUACCAGUGUCCUUCUUUCUGCAUUGACACUACCCAUGGGAAAUUUAGUAGUUAGUUUUGUCCAGAAGAAUCACACGGAUAAAAGAAAAAUCUUCAUGGGAAAGUAUUACUGUGUGAGAUUGCACACUAUUUUUGGAGUCGCUUUGGCUGCCGGGCUCGUGGUGGCUAGAAUGUUCGCUAAACAGCCUCUCCCACAGGCGAUCGGUCUUUAAGCUUCGAUCAGAUGGAGAUUGUGUUGAGACGAGGAAACAUGGAUGUAUAUAUGGGAGGAGAGCGCAUCUGCUUCCCUCAUCUGAUUUCCUCCUUUGUAUGUGAAACUUUUAUGUAUUAUUCUUAAGAUUUACCAGCAUCGAGAUUGACAUUUCAAGUGCGGAGAAAAGGAUUGUAAUCAUCCGUGCACCCAUAAACGCACGCAUAAAUAACAAUUUCAAGAA
Sesamum indicum (sesame) is the source of this 1589-nucleotide messenger RNA. Its product is annotated as 2-carboxy-1,4-naphthoquinone phytyltransferase, chloroplastic. Lineage: Eukaryota; Viridiplantae; Streptophyta; Magnoliopsida; Lamiales; Pedaliaceae. Gene Ontology annotation, biological process: phylloquinone biosynthetic process. Gene Ontology annotation, cellular component: membrane. The record is from RefSeq and is a predicted model, not a curated record. Gene Ontology annotation, molecular function: prenyltransferase activity.